AUGGGUAGCAGACGUCAUAAAAACAAACAAGGAGCUCCACCUUCUUACGAAGAGUUCCAAGCUAAAAAAUCUAAGAAAGAUCAAAAGAGAAAAAGAUCAGAAUCAGUAUCUGAACCUGCUAAACCAUCUAAAAAGAAACCUUCAAGAGAUGAACAAAGUGAGAAGAAACAAAACAGAUCCCAUAAGAAAUCACAUACAAGAGAACCAGAAUCAGAAGAUGAAAAGGAAAUCCUCAAGAGACAAUUGGAAGAAGAGAAAAACUUACCAGAAGUUGAUUUAGAAGAGUUAUCAUCUGCAAAGAAAUCUCUUUUCGAUGAAUCAGAAGAAGAAGAAGAAAUGGAUGAUGAAUUUGAUCUUGAUGGUGCUGAAGAUGCCGGGGAAGACGAUGAGUUUUAUGAUUCAGAUGAAGAAGGUUAUGAACGUCCUGUCUUUUCAGAUGACGAAGAGGAUAUGGAAACUUUAAACGCUGCCAACAUGGAAGCUUUAUCUGCUAAAUUGGAUGAAGAAGCUGCUUUAGAAGAACAAGAAGCUGAGGAAGAAUUAUUACAAACUAAUAUUGUUCAACCAAGAGCUAAAAUUCUACCAUCAACUGAAGAAGAAGAAGAACAAGAUCAAGGUCCAAAAGAUGUCACAAUUUUACGUACAAGAAUGAUUGAAAUUGUUAAAGUUUUAGAAGAUUUUAAGAAUUUAGCUGAAGAAGGAAAAUCAAGAGCAGAUUAUACAAAUAGAUUAAUGAAAGAUAUCUGUGAUUAUUUUGGAUACUCACCUUUCCUUGCUGAAAAAUUGUUCAAUCUAUUUUCACCAUCAGAAGCUAUGGAGUUUUUUGAAGCCAAUGAAAUUGCUAGACCUAUAACCAUCAGAACAAAUACAUUGAAGACAAGACGUCGUGAUUUAGCUCAAACUUUAGUCAACCGUGGUGUUAACUUACAACCAAUUGGUCCAUGGACCAAAGUUGGUUUACAAAUUUUUGAUUCUCAAGUUCCAAUUGGUGCUACUCCUGAAUACUUAGCUGGUCAUUAUAUUUUACAAGCUGCUUCAUCAUUUUUACCAUGUAUGGCCUUAGCUCCUCAAGAAAAUGAACGUGUCUUGGAUAUGGCUUCUGCUCCAGGUGGUAAAACUACUUAUCUUUCAGCAUUAAUGAAAAACACUGGUUGUAUAUUUGCCAAUGAUUCAAACAAGGCAAGAACAAAAUCUUUGAUUGCAAAUAUUCAUCGUUUAGGAUGUACAAACACUAUUGUUUGUAAUUAUGAUGCUCGUGAAUUUCCAAAAGUCAUUGGUGGGUUUGAUCGUGUUCUAUUGGAUGCUCCAUGUUCAGGUACUGGUGUUAUUGCAAAAGAUGAAUCUGUUAAAGUUUCCCGUACAGAAAAAGAUUUCAUUCAAAUUCCACAUUUACAAAAACAACUUUUAUUAUCAGCUAUUGAUUCAGUUGAUGCUCAUUCACCAACUGGUGGUUAUAUUGUGUACUCCACUUGUUCUGUCAUGGUUGAGGAAAAUGAAGCUGUUGUUGAUUAUGCCUUGCGUAAACGUCCAAACGUUAAAUUAGUUGAUACUGGUUUAGAAAUUGGUAAGGAAGGUUUCACAAGUUUCAGAGGUAAACAUUUCAACUCAAAAUUGAACUUGACAAGACGUUAUUAUCCACAUACUUAUAAUGUUGAUGGGUUUUACGUUGCUAAAUUGAAAAAGAUCGCUCCAUCUCCACAUGAUGUAAGUAAAGCUGGUGCAAAAGAAAAAGAAAACUUGGCUAGAGCUGAAGCUGAAGAAGAAGGUAUUAUCCAUGAUGACUUUGCCAACUUUGAUAACGCUGAGGAUGAAGAAUUGAUUGAGAAGACUAAAGCUCGUAACUUGAAGAAGAAGGGUAUAAAUCCACAUUCUAAAAAGGAAAAGAAAUAA
Molecule: messenger RNA, 1890 nt
Organism: Hansenula anomala
Lineage: Eukaryota; Fungi; Ascomycota; Saccharomycetes; Phaffomycetales; Wickerhamomycetaceae
Gene: NOP2
Product: rRNA (cytosine-C5-)-methyltransferase NOP2
Exons: 1
Coding region: 1-1890 (629 amino acids)
Biological process (GO): maturation of LSU-rRNA; rRNA base methylation
Cellular component (GO): nucleolus
Molecular function (GO): RNA binding; rRNA (cytosine-C5-)-methyltransferase activity
Source: RefSeq, a predicted model, not a curated record